CUGAGGCAGAGUCGCUGCUCUCUCAUUCCAAAUCCGUCACUGUGAGCGAUUCUUCGUUACAGGAGCGAGAUGAUCAUUGUCGUCGAGGAAACGAGGAGCGAAAGCAGAGAUACCCAUCAGAACAGGAACACAGGAGAGAGAGAAGCAGUGACAGAGACAGGCACAGAGACCACUCGGACAGACGGAGGAAUCCAAACGAGAGGCCUGGCGCUCGAGGCCACGAGCGAGAGAGGGACGCGCAGAACAUCCGCGAGCAGCAGGCAGAGAGGGAGUUUUACAACGAGAGACGCCGAGAGCAUCGGCAAACUAACGAAGGCAGUGGUGUCGGCCAGAAUCCCGAACUCGGGCAGUCUGAUAACAAAGCCAAAGAAAAAGCUGCUGUAAACAAAGAGAAGCCGAGCUUUGAACUGUCCGGUGCGCUUCUGGAGGACACCAACACUUUCCGAGGCGUUGUCAUUAAGUACAGUGAGCCCCCUGAAGCUCGCAUUCCCAAGAAGCGGUGGCGCCUCUACCCUUUCAAAAACGACGAGUUCCUCCCGGUCAUGUACAUUCACAGGCAGAGCGCGUAUCUGCUGGGCAGGCACCGCAGGAUCGCGGACAUUCCCAUCGACCACCCCUCCUGCUCCAAGCAGCACGCGGUGUUUCAGUACCGGCUGGUGGAGUACACGCGUGCCGACGGGAGCGUUGGGCGCAGGGGGAGGCACGAGUCCUCGGAUAAGUCUGAGGCCAACACGAAGGACGAUGAUGAUGACGAGGAGAAGGAGGAAGAGUCUGACAGUUAA
Mesitornis unicolor (brown roatelo) is the source of this 782-nucleotide messenger RNA. It is a transcript of the gene SNIP1, whose product is annotated as Smad nuclear interacting protein 1. The annotation marks the transcript as partial. Gene Ontology annotation, cellular component: nucleus. Gene Ontology annotation, molecular function: protein binding; mRNA binding. NCBI's taxonomy places the organism in Eukaryota, Metazoa, Chordata, Aves, Mesitornithiformes, Mesitornithidae. The transcript is spliced from 3 exons. Gene Ontology annotation, biological process: miRNA processing. The record is from RefSeq and is a predicted model, not a curated record.